Monopterus albus (swamp eel) is the source of this 1840-nucleotide messenger RNA. RefSeq names its product acetyl-CoA acyltransferase 2 (gene acaa2). Gene Ontology annotation, molecular function: acetyl-CoA C-acetyltransferase activity. The transcript has 10 exons. Lineage: Eukaryota; Metazoa; Chordata; Actinopteri; Synbranchiformes; Synbranchidae. Gene Ontology annotation, biological process: fatty acid beta-oxidation. The record is from RefSeq and is a predicted model, not a curated record. Bases 139 to 1329 code for a protein of 396 amino acids. Gene Ontology annotation, cellular component: mitochondrion.
AGCUGAUUUUGCUGAUGUAGGGGAAAGGUCGACGCUAGCUCAGGCUUCAUAUUCACCACAGAGUAUGUCAGAGUGCCACAGUUAACAUAUUCGUGUCGAGGUUUGAACUUGAAAGUGGUGGAUUAUUGAAUCAGCAUCAUGGCACUUCUCAGAGGUGUAUUUAUUGUAGCUGGAAAGCGCACUCCAUUUGGAACCUAUGGAGGAGUGCUGAAGGAUCACAGUGCUACAGACUUGGCUGAGCAUGCAGCCAAAGCUGCCCUGGCUGCAGGGGGUGUGGCACCAGAACUUGUAAACAGUGUCAUCGUGGGAAAUGUCAUGCAGAGCUCAGGUGAUGCAGCCUACAUUGCUCGUCAUGUGGGCCUGAGGUGUGGUGUUCCUAUCCCAGUGCCUGCGCUCACUGUGAACAGGCUGUGCGGAUCUGGUUUCCAGGCCAUCAUCAGUGGUGCUCAUGAGAUUUGCCUGAAGGAGUCAGAGGUGGUCCUGUGCGGAGGAUCAGAGAGUAUGAGCCAGGCCCCGUAUGCUGUUCGCAAUGUUCGAUUUGGUACAAAGUUUGGAGUUGAUCUCAAGCUUGAGGAUACUUUGUGGGCAGGUCUGACGGACCUGCACGUCAAACUCCCAAUGGGAAUCACAGCAGAAAACCUGGCAGAGAAAUACCAGAUCACACGAGAAGACUGUGACAACUAUGCAUACCAGACGCAACAAAGGUGGAAGACAGCUCAUGAUGCUGGUUACUUCACAGCAGAAAUUGCUCCCAUUGAGGUGAAAGCUAAGAAAGGCAAGGUGUCCAUGGCUCAGGAUGAACACCCUCGCCCCCAGACCACAGUAGAACAAAUGGCCAAACUGCCUACAGUCUUCAAAAAGGGAGGGACUGUUACUGCUGCCAAUGCUUCGGGUGUAUCUGAUGGUGCCGCUGCUGUAGUGAUUGCAAGUGAAGAUGCAUUGAAGGAGCACAAGCUCACUCCGCUGGCCAGAAUUGUGUCCUAUCAUGUGUCAGGCUGUGACCCAAGCAUUAUGGGAAUUGGUCCUGUUCCAGCAAUUGCAGAAGCUCUUAAAAAAGCUGGUCUCAUGCUCAACGAUAUGGAUCUUGUGGAGGUGAAUGAGGCCUUCGCCCCUCAGUUCCUGGCUGUUGCUAAGGCUCUCGGACUAAAUCCAGAAAAAACCAACGUUAACGGUGGAGCUAUUGCCGUAGGACAUCCUCUUGGGGCUUCUGGAACACGCAUCACUGCUCACCUGGUUCAUGAGCUCAGGCGACGAGGAGGCAAGUAUGCUGUUGGCUCUGCCUGCAUCGGUGGUGGUCAGGGCAUCGCUGUUGUUCUUGAAAAAUGCUGAAAUAGCUGCCAGUAUCAGAAGAAUUCCUGUAGAAAAGUGCCUUGCACACACACUGUCCACUCACAGAAAGUAGGAUAACGCGUACUAAAAAUGAGAUUUAUUUCUACAUACAUGUAAAAUGGCAGAUGUUCUUUUAACAUAAGGGAUGCUUGGCUUUUCGCUGGCAACCAAGCGACCACUUUCAGAUUAUUGAUACAAAAAUGUACAGUAAAUAUUUGUCCAUUGUUUCCUUGGAAGCAUAGUGAAGAUACAAAGCUAAUUCAUGGUUUUGAUCAACACUUCUGUGCUCGUUGUACCAGAGUGUGGCAAGAGUGUGCUUCUGAAACACAGAGGUAGUGAAUGGUACAUAGUAACACGUGUGCCAUAUUAGUAACACAUAAAGUACAGUUUGCUCUCAUCACUCCUUUACCAAGGAUUGCCAAAUACUAAGUCUAACUUGUAGUGGCUCCAAUGAAAAUGAUUAUGUAUUUCUGUGUCAAUGUGUCUCAAUAAAUUCAAAUUUGAAAGUUGA